Molecule: messenger RNA, 306 nt
Organism: Penicillium brevicompactum
Lineage: Eukaryota; Fungi; Ascomycota; Eurotiomycetes; Eurotiales; Aspergillaceae
Product: elongin C
Exons: 3
Coding region: 1-306 (101 amino acids)
Biological process (GO): ubiquitin-dependent protein catabolic process
Cellular component (GO): elongin complex
Molecular function (GO): protein-macromolecule adaptor activity
Source: RefSeq, a predicted model, not a curated record
AUGGCGGACUCAGCUUCUGAAUAUGUGACAUUAGUCUCACAUGAUGACUAUGAAUUUAUCAUUCCGCGUCGCGCAGCUUGCAUCUCAGGCACCAUUCGACGCAUGCUGGACCCUUCGAGUAAAUUCUCCGAAGGUUUGACUGGCCGCUGCAGGCUGGAUGACAUGUCUGGCAUCGUCCUUGAAAGAGUUUGCGAAUACCUUUGUUAUAAUGAGAAGAACAAAGACCAGACCAACGUCCCAGAUAUGGAUAUCCCGCCUGAGCUGUGCUUAGAACUGUUGAUGGCUGCCGAUUACUUGGAUACCUGA